AUGAUGAAGGACCUGACCUCCGAGAUAGACAAGAGGAAACGAGCGGCUUGGGGAGCAUGCAAGAGAAUAGCGGAUGUGGUGAAGAGGACUAACAUUUGGCUCCGUGCUCACCUACUCAGUACCACAUUUCUUCCUGCUUUCACCUACUCGUCAGAAAAGGGAGUGUUUCGCAAGCAGGGGGAAAAUGCGUCAGCGUCAUUGAACGUGGAAUUGAAAGGGUAA
Messenger RNA from Necator americanus (New World hookworm), 222 nucleotides. RefSeq lists its product as uncharacterized. The transcript has a single exon. Bases 1 to 222 code for a protein of 73 amino acids. Lineage: Eukaryota; Metazoa; Nematoda; Chromadorea; Rhabditida; Ancylostomatidae. The record is from RefSeq and is a predicted model, not a curated record.